Poeciliopsis prolifica (blackstripe livebearer) is the source of this 997-nucleotide messenger RNA. RefSeq names its product ISG15 ubiquitin like modifier (gene isg15). Gene Ontology annotation, molecular function: ubiquitin protein ligase binding; protein tag activity. Lineage: Eukaryota; Metazoa; Chordata; Actinopteri; Cyprinodontiformes; Poeciliidae. Gene Ontology annotation, cellular component: cytoplasm; nucleus. Gene Ontology annotation, biological process: modification-dependent protein catabolic process; protein ubiquitination. The record is from RefSeq and is a predicted model, not a curated record.
AUGGAUAUUCACAUCACGAUGAACGGGUCGUCCCGCACGCUCAAAGUGAACCCGCACGACACAGUGGGCUCUCUGAAGACGCGCAUCCAGCAGCAGCUCGGGGUUCCCGCCGAGAGGCAGAAGCUGAUCUUCAAGAACGGGGCCAGCACACCUCUGAACGACGACUCCAGGACCCUGAGCUCCUACAACAUGGAGCCGGGCUCCCAGGUGUCUCUGCUCAUCACCCAGCCGGAAACCCAGCCGGACACCCAGCCGUCCACCUUUCAGGUGUUCCUGAUAAACGAGAAGGGGACGACCAGCACCUAUGACGUCACACCCAACGAGAGGGUGGAGGGCUUCAGGAGGAGAGUGGAGAAAAGAGAGGGGGUCCCUGCGGGCCAGCAGAGGCUGAUCCAUGAGGGCCGCGAGAUGCAGACAGGAAAACUGUCUGACUACAACGUGAAGGAGCACAGCACCAUCUACAUGACUCUGCGUCUGAGAGGAGGCUGAGGACGCUGGCAACGUCAACAACACAUUCCAGACUUUAUUUACUUGUCAAGGCACUUUUAUGAUCAAAAUGCAUUCUCUGUACACAUACAAAAAAUAAUAAUUAUAUUACUGAAGUAAGUGAAUUGUAAUAUAUUAUCAAGUAGUCCAUUUGUACCAAUCAGUAAGUACAGCUUUUUGGAUGUUAUUGUUACUAAUAAUUCAGACUCAAGUUCUGUGAAUUUGUUCAAAUCCAAAUUGUAAAGUUUCUGUUCAGAACAAGAAACCGUCAACUUCCACAAAAUAGUCAAAAGAUGCUUUGUGACAAAAUUGGGGGCUUAGAAUUUAAGGGGAGAAAUAAAAAAAAAAAAAUUUAAAAAUGUGUCAGAACAACCAAAAAUAGUUUUUGUUGUGUUUAGUAGAUCUAUGGUGUGGGGAGACUUAAAUGACUGUAUGAAAGGAGCAGAAAGUCGCAAUAUAUUUUAUCUCCUAAUUGUUCCUGUUCCAAAUAAAUUAUGUAAAAUUGCAUGUA